Molecule: messenger RNA, 1444 nt
Organism: Microtus ochrogaster (prairie vole)
Lineage: Eukaryota; Metazoa; Chordata; Mammalia; Rodentia; Cricetidae
Gene: Mmp13
Product: matrix metallopeptidase 13
Biological process (GO): proteolysis; extracellular matrix organization; collagen catabolic process
Cellular component (GO): extracellular matrix
Molecular function (GO): zinc ion binding; metalloendopeptidase activity
Source: RefSeq, a predicted model, not a curated record
AUGCAUUCAGCUGUCCUGGCAACGCUCUUCUUGUUGAACUGGAUUCACUGCUGGUCCCUGCCACUUUUCAAUGGCGAUGAUGAUGAUGAUGAUGUGUCUGAGGAAGACCUUGAGUUUGCAGAGCACUACCUGAAGUCAUACUAUCAUACUGUGCCUCUUGCGGGAAUCCUGAAAAAGUCUGCAGCAACCUCCACAGUUGACAGGCUCCGAGAAAUGCAAUCUUUCUUUGGCCUAGAAGUUACUGGCAAACUUGAUGAUCCCACCUUAGACAUCAUGAGGAAACCAAGAUGUGGAGUCCCUGAUGUGGGUGAAUACAGUGUGUUCCCUCGAACGCUCAAAUGGUCCCAAACGAACUUAACUUACAGAAUUGUGAACUAUACCCCCGAUAUGCCCCAUUCUGAAGUGGAGAAGGCCUUCAAAAAGGCCCUCAAAGUCUGGUCUGAUGUGACACCUCUGAAUUUCACCAGAAUCCACGAUGGCACUGCUGAUAUCAUGAUAUCUUUUGGAACUAAAGAACAUGGUGACUUCUACCCAUUUGAUGGACCUUCUGGUCUUCUGGCACAUGCCUUUCCUCCUGGACCAAAUUAUGGAGGAGAUGCGCAUUUUGAUGAUGAUGAAACCUGGACAAGCAGUUCCAAAGGUUACAACUUGUUUAUUGUUGCUGCCCAUGAGCUUGGCCACUCCUUAGGUCUAGACCACUCCAAGGAUCCAGGAGCCCUGAUGUUUCCCAUCUAUACCUACACGGGCAACAGUCACUUCAUGCUUCCUGAUGAUGAUGUUCAAGGAAUCCAGUCUCUCUACGGUCCAGGAGAUGAGGACCCCAAUCCUAAACAUCCCAAAACACCAGACAAGUGUGACCCAGCCUUAUCCCUUGAUGCCAUUACCAGUCUCCGAGGAGAAACCAUGAUCUUUAAAGACAGAUUCUUCUGGCGUCUGCACCCUCAGCAGGUUGAGGCAGAGCUGUUUUUGACAAAAUCAUUUUGGCCAGAACUUCCCAACCAUGUGGAUGCUGCAUAUGAACAUCCAUCCCAUGACCUUAUGUUCAUCUUUAGAGGUCGAAAAUUCUGGGCUCUCAACGGCUAUGACAUUCUGAGUGGUUAUCCCAGAAAAAUAUCUGACCUGGGAUUUCCAAAGGAAGUGAAGAGGCUGAGUGCUGCGGUGUACCUAGAGGGCACGGGCAAGACUCUCUUCUUCUCUGGGAGGCAGGUGUGGAGAUAUGAUGAUACUAACCAGACUAUGGACAAAGACUAUCCCCGAUUCAUAGAAGAUGAAUUCCCUGGAAUUGGUGACAAAGUAGAUGCUGUCUAUGAGAAAAAUGGCUACCUCUACUUUUUCAACGGGCCAAUACAGUUUGAAUACAGUAUCUGGAGUAAUCGCAUUGUGCGAGUCAUGCCAACAAAUUCCUUACUGUGGUGCUAAGCAUCUUUUCAAAAUUGUUAUUUAA